Gregarina niphandrodes is the source of this 234-nucleotide messenger RNA. RefSeq lists its product as hypothetical. The transcript has a single exon. The coding region runs from base 1 to 234 and encodes 77 amino acids. The record is from RefSeq and is a predicted model, not a curated record. NCBI's taxonomy places the organism in Eukaryota, Apicomplexa, Conoidasida, Eugregarinorida, Gregarinidae.
AUGGUUUUCGGAUUUCGGUGCGAAGCCUACUCAAUUGGACUACUAAAACGGUGUCUCGAACACAAAUUUCCAGAUGACCCAAAACUGAAAGAGGAUUGGAUCCAACAUCUCACCGCAGAGAUGUCGAGUACCUUGCAUCCGUCUUUGAACUUCAAGAGGCUUAUGACGAAGUUACAGCGCCCGCAGUUGAAGUUAGUUCGGCCUGAUUCUCUCAGUUUAGGAGAGGGAAACUAA